This is a messenger RNA of Cordyceps militaris CM01, 1578 nucleotides long. RefSeq names its product Leucine Rich Repeat domain protein. NCBI's taxonomy places the organism in Eukaryota, Fungi, Ascomycota, Sordariomycetes, Hypocreales, Cordycipitaceae. The coding region runs from base 1 to 1578 and encodes 525 amino acids. The transcript has a single exon. The record is from RefSeq and is a predicted model, not a curated record. Gene Ontology annotation, molecular function: protein binding.
AUGAGUGAGGAGCCGUCACUGCCUACACUUCCUGCCGUCUCAUGGAAUGAGCAGUCGCAAACCUUCGCCAAGGGCUCUCGGAAGCGCCUGAGACCUGUCCAUCCCAACACGGGCACAACGGCGCCAGGCUUGUACAACUCGAGUGACCCAGCAGUCUUCUCCAGCGACGACGAUCCCGGUCUGGACAAUUAUGUUACCAGUCGCCGCAAGCGAAAAUAUGUUGGCUCAUGGUAUCAACAAUUUCCAACGUCCUCGGACUCAACCUUUAGCGAGACACAGCAAAUUCUGCCGCGGCCCAAACGAAUACUACGACGACAGUUGGACAGUGGCGUGUUUCUGGGCAGCGACGGCGCAACCGACAAUGACAGUGCUCCCGAGACGAUGGAACUUCCCAUCCAUAGCAAGUUCCCGCGCAUCGGGCGGCCGGCCGUGCCCAUAUUAUCUGAGGCUGAGCAUGUGGCUCAGGAGAAGAUCCGCGAAUGCCUGGAGCAAGGCAACGAGUCCAUUGAUUUCUGGUCACUGGGUCUGGAAGACCUCUCCAACGAAACAAUAACACCUUUGGCGCAGCUCUCCUGCAUUCCACAGGUCGAUCGUGAUGUCGCAUUCGAGCAGAAAGACCCGGAACUAAAAAUCUACCUCGCGAGGAACAGGCUGCGGCGUCUACCAGGAAACCUGUUCGAUCUGACCUUUCUCACUGUUCUGAGCCUCCGCGAUAACAAGCUUUCGGAGAUUCCAGUAUCCAUCGCCAAGUUGACCAAUCUGCGAGAGCUCAACCUUGCCCAGAAUAAGCUGCGCUCGUUGCCGCCACAGCUUCUUGACCUCAUCGGCCCCGCAGGACGGUUGAAGAAGCUGAUGCUAUUUCCGAACCCUUUUGCGCAACCAGACCGCGUAAUUGGGGAUAUUUCAGACAACGGGAACAUGGAUGUGCACGAUUACGUCGUGAGCAUGCGCGCCGGCGCCAUUCGACCUGCAGUUUUGGGGAGAUUCCUUGGCCAGACCCCCUUGCAGCUUACAACGUCCAAGGGCCAACGUACAUCAAAGUUUUGCUUGUCAUUGGACGCUGAAAACCUCCCCGUUGAGUUCGCCAGACAGGAGCUGGAUGAUAGCGACAAGGAAGUGGUACUCGAAGGCAGUGAUGAUGCACUCGCUGUGAAGCAGAGCCGAGUGCCCAGCCUAGUGGAGGCAGCUCUUCGGUCUUGCUACCGUAUCGCGAAGCCGGAGAUCCUUGCGCAGUAUAUUCCUGACGAGCUGUAUCAGCUACGCGCUCUGGUGACCCAGGUUGGGGACCAGAAGCACUCUGGAGGUCUCACCUGCAGCACCUGCCGAAAGCACAUGGUGAUGCCGGCCGUCGAGUGGGUUGAAUGGCGCGAUCUACGAACGUGCUAUUGGCUGCAAGCAGGCGGCGGCCGCAACAUCGAUCCAGGUCACAUCGCGGCGAGAUUAAUACCUCUCAGCAGAGCUCGGGGGGAGAUAGCUGUGCCAUUCUUGCAUCGCGCAUGCUCUUGGCUUUGUGGUCCGAUGGGAAGGAAGCUUGAGCUGGGAUGGAGUCGAGACUUUGAUAUCAGUAUUAUGGAAUAG